Messenger RNA from Lithohypha guttulata, 582 nucleotides. RefSeq lists its product as uncharacterized. Bases 1 to 582 code for a protein of 193 amino acids. The transcript has 2 exons. The record is from RefSeq and is a predicted model, not a curated record. NCBI's taxonomy places the organism in Eukaryota, Fungi, Ascomycota, Eurotiomycetes, Chaetothyriales, Trichomeriaceae.
AUGGCAUCCAAUGGUGUUAAGCUCAUGGGUUCUAGUAACUGGAGCACCUGGUACAAGUCUGACCCUAAGUAUUGGACGGCCAUCAGUGCUUGGCCAGUCUCUAAUCCACCGUUAAUUGAAGGCGAAGACGAUUACAAGUCACUGCUCGACGGCGACAAUUUUGCGCCGGAUCCCAAAGUCGCGCCAAUCCCUAACCUCUUGAACAUUAACCUCAGACCGAUUAGAGUCGAGCUACAAGCAGCAAUUGUAUACUACAACAUUGAUCUUCUUAAGUACGAAAAACAGGUCAAACAGAUCAAGGCCGCCAGAAAGGUUCUUUUUGACUCACUAUCGUCGUUGAUCCAGUCGCAGGCGGCUCACCUCACCGAUCCGGUCGAUCUUGCCAACUACCUCGUCGAGACAUACAGACCGGUAGAGACAGUCGUUAGACAAGAUGUCCUUAGAAAGAUGCGAGUUCUUACUCUUGCGGGUAGUAAGUAUAACAUGGAGUACUACCUCAACAAGUUCUAUGAGGCGCGGACUGAGUUGGCCGAAGUCGGUACCCAGAUGAAUGAUUCGGAGUUAUGUGACUACAUCAUCUAA